GCCUUGCUCAUCGUCUUCAAGUGGGUUGCACAUCUCCUCGCUGGCACCCGACACCCCCCGUCGCCGGCCAUGAACGUGCUGGGCUCGCUGCGCGCAACAGCGGCCCCCCUUGGACUUCGGCCGUCUUGCUCGCGUGCGCUCGUCACCGAACCCGGUCCCUCGCGCCUGCACGCCGCCUUCUGGUCGCACACCGCUCGACGGCGCGCUUACACGUCCCACAACAACGGCAGGACGUUCCAUUCUGUCUCCGUUGUAGACUACCAGAAGCCUGCCGGCAUCGAGCUCAAGAGUCCUCGUUGGGUCAACAAACCUCGGGCACCGGCGCAGGAUGACGUCGAUACGCCGGAUGAAGAUGUAACGCGGAUAGAGGGUAGCGAGGAUGGGACUGCGAAGGCGACGAGCAGAGGCCCGAGCAAGGCCCUCCUAGACGCUCCCGACGGCGCGUCGGGCUCGCAGGGUGCAUCCGACUCCGCCCCUCCAGCAUCCUCCUCGUCAGGGAGCGACGGCUCCGACGGGCACGACUCGUCCAAGCCUCCAUCCGACUCUCCGCCACCGGAAUCCCCUCCAGCCCCAUCACAACAGCAAACGUCGAUAUCGAAGCAAUCCGUACCCGAUGUCUACCCACAGGUCCUCGCCCUACCCAUCGCCCGCCGCCCACUCUUCCCCGGCUUUUACAAGGCUGUCGUCGUCCGCAAUCCGGCUGUCGUCGCUGCGAUCAAAGAGAUGAUGAAACGCGGGCAGCCGUACCUCGGUGCUUUCUUGCUCAAGGACGAGAACGCGGACGCGGACGUGAUCACGGACGUCAACGCGGUGCACCCCGUCGGUGUAUUCGCGCAGAUCACUAGCGUGUUCGCCGCAAACACGGGAUCGGGCGAAGAUAAGGAAGAGGGAUUGACGGCGGUGCUGUACCCGCAUCGUCGGAUCAAGAUCACGGAACUGGUCAAAGCAGGUCGGACGAUGGACGAAGCGGAGAAGAUCGAGCAGCAGCUCGAGACGCCCCCGUCAACUCCAACAUCGGAAACUGAAGAGGUUCGCCAGUUGCUACCAGGCACGCUUCAAACGUCCUUCCUCCAACAGCACGCGGUCUCCAUCGCCAACGUCACCAAUCUUGCCACGCAAUCGUACAACAAGGACGACCAAUACAUCCGCGCCUUCAUGUCCGAGAUCGUCUCCGUUUUCAAGGACAUCGCGCAGCUCAACCCGCUCUUCCGCGACCAGAUCACCAACUUCUCCAUCAACCAGGUCGCCUCCAAUGUCUUUGACGAGCCGGACAAACUCGCCGACUUUGCUGCCGCCGUCUCCGCGGGCGCCGUCGGCGAGCUGCAGGACGUUCUCGAGAGCCUCGAGGUGCAGGAUCGCCUACGCAAGGCGCUGCUCGUACUCAAGAAGGAGCUCAUCAACGCGCAGCUCCAGAGCAAGCUCAGCCGGGACGUGGACAGCAAGAUUGCGAAGCGCCAGCGGGAGUAUUACCUUAUGGAACAGCUGAAGGGCAUCAAGAAAGAACUUGGAAUGGAGAGCGAUGGGAAGGACAAGCUGAUUGAGAAGUUUAGGGAGCGCGCGGCGGCCCUGAAAAUGCCCGAGGGUGUCCGGAAGGUUUUCGACGAGGAACUCAACAAGCUGCAGCAUCUGGAGCCCGCGGCAUCUGAGGCGAACGUUACUCGGAACUACCUCGAAUGGCUUACUCAGAUCCCUUGGGGCCAGCACUCGCCCGAGAACUUUUCGAUUGCGCACGCACAACAGGUGCUUGACGAGGACCACUACGGUCUGCGCGACGUGAAGGAUCGCAUUCUCGAGUUCCUUGCUGUCGGCAAGCUGCGUGGCACCGUUGAGGGCAAGAUCAUCUGCUUGGUUGGCCCUCCGGGUGUCGGCAAGACGAGUAUCGGAAAGUCGAUUGCCAGGGCGUUGGGCAGACAAUUCUUCAGGUUCUCAGUCGGAGGCUUGACGGAUGUCGCCGAGAUCAAAGGACAUAGGCGAACAUACGUGGGCGCUCUUCCCGGCAAGAUCAUCCAGGCCUUGAAGCGCGUCGGCACCGAGAACCCGCUCGUACUUAUCGACGAGGUUGACAAGAUUGGGCGUGGGCAUAAUGGCGACCCGGCGAGCGCGCUACUUGAGAUGCUCGACCCCGAGCAGAACACGGGCUUCCUCGACCAUUACAUGGACGUCCCCGUGGACCUUUCCCGCGUACUCUUCGUCUGCACGGCUAAUAUGCUCGAUACUAUUCCCGCACCGCUCCUUGACCGCAUGGAGGUGCUCGAAGUGAGCGGGUACGUGACGGAGGAGAAGGAACAAAUUGCAGCACGCUACCUUGCGCCGCAGGCGAAGGAGGCUUCUGGUUUGAAGGACGCCGACAUCCAGAUCGAGUCUAGCGCAGUGGAUAUGCUUAUCAAGUAUUACUGCAGGGAGAGCGGAGUGCGCAACCUGAAGAAGCAUAUCGAUAAGAUCUAUCGUAAGGCAGCGUUGAAGCUUGUGCAAACCCUAGGCGAAGAUGCCUUACCUGAGCCCGCCACGACCGCCACUGCGACCGAUGACAAAUCGGCCAGCGAUGCCACGGUUGCCCAACCGGAAGCUGCCACUGCUACUGUCGAAAAGGUCGCGCCGCCUCCUAAUAAACCGGCCGCGCCUGAGACCGCGACGCCGAAGAUUGAUGAGGAGCAUGAAGUUCAGGUCACGACCGAGGACCGCAAGCCUCUGAAGAUUCCGGACGACGUGCACAUCCGCAUCACACCGGAGAACCUCAAGGACUACGUCGGCCCGCCUGUCUAUUACAAGGACCGGAUGUAUGUGAAGGCGCCGCCACCCGGCGUCAGCACUGGCCUUGGGUACUUGGGUAACGGCUCGGGCGCGGUGAUGCCCAUCGAAGCCACAAGCAUGCCGGGUAAAGGUCACCUUCAGCUGACCGGCAAGCUAGGCGAGGUUAUCCGGGAGAGCGCGCAAAUUGCGCUGAGCUGGACCAAGAGCCACGCACUGGAGCUCGGCAUUACCCAGUCCGCUACGGAGGAAUUCCUGAACGAGCGCGACGUGCAUGUGCACAUGCCGGAAGGCAGCAUCGGCAAGGAAGGCCCCAGCGCGGGUACCGCGAUUCUGACCGCGUUCGUCUCGUUAUUCACCAAGACGGCGGUGAACUCGGACAUUGCGAUGACAGGUGAGAUCUCGCUGGUGGGUCAAGUUCUACCCGUCGGCGGCCUGAAGGAGAAGAUUCUGGCCGCGCAUCGCGCGGGGAUCAAGACCAUAGUCGCGCCGGCCGCGAACCGCGCAGAUAUCGAGGAGAACGUGCCUGAGAGCGUGAAGACCGGGAUUCGCUUCGUGUACGUGGAGGACGUUCGGGAGGUACUGCACGAGGUAUUCAGUGGCACGGCUGUCGCCGAACGGUGGAAGGAGACGCUCAAGCCAUGAAGAUCAACUGCAUACGAGAUGAGACGCGUUUACUAGGGCAAUCGUUUGCUGAUCGCUUUCAGAGUUGAUUACAAUCUAUGUAUCUUUACACUCAGUCCCCCCUCCGCUCAGCGCUUGUACGGUAAUAGGAACGGCUAAUUGCAACAACGCCUACAUUUAGUGAACUGGCGUGCGCGAGUCCGUAGGUUCGUCGCGUGAAGAAGGCGUUUGCAGUCACUCGGCAGCAAACGCUUUCAGUGUAUCUCAGAGCCAUUCUACGGUCGCAGGGGGUUUAGACGAGAUGUCGUAUGUGACACGAUUUACGCCGGCGACUUCAUUGGUGAUACGGGACGAUAUCUUCCUGAGGACGUCGGCCGGGAAGACGAACCAAUCGGCCGUCAUGAAGUCUUCCGACUGCACCGCUCGAAGCGCGAUAACCUGUUCGUACGUCCGCUUAUCGCCCAUCACGCCGACCGCCUUCACGGGGAGAAGCACGGCAAACGCCUGGCUGAUCUGGUCGUAGAGUCCUGCGGCGCGAAUCUCCUCGAUGUAGAUGCUGUCCGCGCGUUGCAGGAUCUGGACCUGCUCGCGCGUUACAGGUCCCAAGAUGCGGAUAGCGAGGCCUGGCCCGGGGAAGGGAUGUCGCUGCACGAGCGGCGCCGGGAUGGAGAGCAGCCUCCCGAGUGCGCGCACCUCGUCUUUGAAGAGCUCGCGGAGAGGCUCGAUCAGCUUGAGUUUCAUGUCUUUCAGCAGGCCACCGACGUUGUGGUGGGUCUUGAUCGUCGCGCUCGGGCCCUUGAAGCUGAUGCUCUCGAUCACGUCCGGGUACAGCGUACCCUGGAGGAGCCAUUCGACCUUGCCCUUCGCCUCCGCACCCUUCUCGCGCUCCUCGGUCGCGGCCGCGGCCUCGAGCUGCGCCGCCUUCUCUUCGAAGACGUUGAUGAAGGUGUUGCCGAUGAUCUUCCGCUUUUGCUCCGGGUCCUCGACGCCGGCAAGGCGGGAGAGGAAGAGGGCGGAGGCAUCGACGACGGUCAGGUUCACGCCGAGGUCUUUAUUGAGCAUCUGCUCGACCUGUUGCGCCUCGUUAAGGCGCAGGACGCCGUUGUCGACCAUGAUGGCAUGGAACCUGUCGCCGAUGGCCUCGUGCAUGAGCUUGGCGGCUACAGUGCUGUCAACUCCGCCGCUGACGGCACCGAUCACACGUCCCUUGGGACCGCAGAUCUCGCGGAUGCGCGUAAUUUCCUUACCGAUAAACUCUUCCAUCGUCCAGUUCGCGCGACAGCCGCAGAUGUUUAACACGAAUUUUCCAAUGACUUCCUUGCCGCGCUUCGAGUGCGUGACCUCCGCGUGGAACUGGAUGCCGUAGAAUGGCUUCGUGUCGUGCGCGAUGGCGGCGUAGGGCGCGCUUUUGGUGCGACCGAUGACGUGGAAGUCGGGGGGCAUCUCAGAGAGCUGGUCUCCGUGAGACAUCCAGACGUCCAUAUCGUCGCCAAGGCCAUCGAAGAGGACAGACACUUGACUGUCUCGCUUGACGAUGUCAAGCUUUGCGAAUCCAUACUCGCGGUGAUCGCAAGCGGAGACCUUGCCCUUCAUCGAAGACGCCAUCUCCUGGAGACCGUAGCAUAUACCGAGUACAGGUACUCCUAGCUCGAAGACGUCGGGGUCCACAUGCGGCGCGUCCGGGUCGUAUACGGAGAACGGCGAGCCCGAUAGGAUGAUGCCUUUUGGUUUCCAGCCGAGCUCUUUGACCUUUUGGGUGCAGGGCAUGAGCUCCGCGUAGACAUUAUGCUCGCGACAUCUCCUGGUGAUCAGAUGGCUGAACUGAGAUCCAAAGUCCAGGAUAACGAUCGUAUCGAACUGGUCGUGUAUCUCAGCCAUGUUGAGUGACCCGGAGAUAAUGGCAAGGAAC
This is a messenger RNA of Punctularia strigosozonata HHB-11173 SS5, 5281 nucleotides long. RefSeq names its product ATP-dependent protease La. Gene Ontology annotation, biological process: chaperone-mediated protein complex assembly; protein catabolic process; protein quality control for misfolded or incompletely synthesized proteins. Gene Ontology annotation, molecular function: single-stranded DNA binding; ATP binding; ATP hydrolysis activity. NCBI's taxonomy places the organism in Eukaryota, Fungi, Basidiomycota, Agaricomycetes, Corticiales, Punctulariaceae. Gene Ontology annotation, cellular component: mitochondrial matrix. The coding region runs from base 70 to 3393 and encodes 1107 amino acids. The record is from RefSeq and is a predicted model, not a curated record. The transcript is spliced from 17 exons.